UUCUUUUCGUUCCGGAUAUACAGACGCAAACAUGGCAGCCGAGGGAGAUGUGGAUUUGGACCUGGAAGCCGAGGAAAAUUGCACUGGAAAACCAGCAGAGAAGCCUAGAAAACAUGAUAGCGGGGCCGCUGAUUUGGAGAGGGUCACCGACUAUGCGGAAGAAAAGGAAAUAUCUAGCUCAGAUUUAGAAACGGCAAUGUCAGUAAUUGGAGACAGGAGAUCUCGAGAACAGAAAGCCAAACAAGAGAGAGAAAGGGAGCUGGCCAAAGUCACCAUCAAGAGAGAAGACGUAGAACUCAUUAUGGGAGAGAUGGAGAUUUCCAGGGGUGUGGCAGAACGCAGUCUGAGAGAACACAUGGGCAACGUGGUGGAAGCCUUAAUUGCACUGACAAACUGAACUGUCUGCUUGACUCUGGAUGUUUUCCUCAGAGAAGCAGCUGUUAUACGCUGGACUGCUUCUUAAGAGUAUCCUGACUGGCAGUUGCAUUCCCUGGCCCUGGUCUUACCUUUGAUCAAUUAUCAUUUUCAAGUUUUUUAUAUACUUAAAAGGAUGCUUAAGUCAGUUCAUUUCUUGCAAGUAUUUCAUUACAAUUGUUGAAUAAAAUCAAUUGCCACAGUU
Molecule: messenger RNA, 619 nt
Organism: Osmerus eperlanus (European smelt)
Lineage: Eukaryota; Metazoa; Chordata; Actinopteri; Osmeriformes; Osmeridae
Gene: hypk
Product: huntingtin interacting protein K
Exons: 4
Coding region: 32-397 (121 amino acids)
Biological process (GO): negative regulation of apoptotic process; protein stabilization
Source: RefSeq, a predicted model, not a curated record